Rubroshorea leprosula is the source of this 2252-nucleotide messenger RNA. The record is from the annotation of a GenBank genome assembly. NCBI's taxonomy places the organism in Eukaryota, Viridiplantae, Streptophyta, Magnoliopsida, Malvales, Dipterocarpaceae.
AAUUCUCCUCCUCUACUACCUCCUCCUCUCAAUCUCCCUCGCUGCGUGUUUUAUCGCAGUCUCUCUUCUCCCCGUCUCGAAUCUGACCUCCGCUAAGCUUCGUGAAGAAGCAGUGGAAGAACAAGAAGCCGAAAUGGCGACGUUUGAGAGCUUGAUUGGCUUGGUGAACAGGAUACAGCGAGCUUGUACUGUGCUCGGCGACUACGGCGGUGAUAGUGCUUUGCCUACUCUCUGGGAGUCUCUCCCUACUGUUGUUGUUGUCGGUGGUCAGAGCUCCGGUAAAUCGUCAGUGUUGGAGAGCUUCGUAGGGCGCGAUUUUCUUCCUAGAGGAUCAGGGAUUGUGACAAGAAGGCCUUUGGUGUUGCAGCUGCAAAAGACAGAGAGAGGACAAGAGGAAUAUGCGGAGUUUCUUCACUUGCCAAAGAAAAAAUUCACUGACUUCUGUAUAUAAACUGUCAUGCAAAUUCUAUAUGGUUCCAUUUUUGUGAUGUUUAUUAAUUUUUUGGUGAUCAUUCUUGCAUUACUAAAAAAAAUGGUGGUAAUUAGUUAAAACUUGCAGUUGGAUGUCUUCAAUUGUGCUAAGUAAUUUUGCACUCCUACAUUAAACUUUGGUUCUGAAUAAAGCAUGCGUCUGGUAUUAUGGAUUGUUAUUUUGAAUUUUUCUUUAUGAAUUGGUUACCACUAACUUCAUGUACUAACUUUUACGGUUUCUCAAUUACUAUUUGUAUGCAUUUAAUUUGUUCUUAAAGCUGUUGCACUGAGAAACUCUCCCUUGAAUUCAAUGGCAGUACAUGAUUGAACCCUUCUUUUUUGUGGUUCCAUUUUUCUUAUGCAGCAAUGGUUCGGAAGGAAAUUCAAGAUGAUACUGAUAAAAUGACUGGGAGGUCAAAACAGAUAUCUCCUGUUCCUAUUCAUCUCAGUAUCUACUCACCAAAUGUUGUGAACUUAACCUUGAUUGAUUUGCCUGGUUUGACAAAGGUUGCUGUAGAGGGACAGCCAGAGAGUAUUGUUCAAGACAUAGAGAACAUGGUUCGCUCCUAUGUUGAGAAGCCAAAUUGCAUCAUUCUUGCUAUAACUCCGGCUAAUCAAGAUAUAGCAACAUCUGAUGCUAUCAAACUCUCCAGAGAAGUUGAUCCAACAGGUGAAAGAACCUUUGGUGUAUUAACAAAGCUUGACUUGAUGGACAGGGGAACAAAUGCUUUAGAAGUUCUUGAAGGAAGAGCUUGUCCUCUUCAACACCCUUGGGUUGGAAUUGUGAACCGCUCCCAAGCUGAUAUCAACAAAAAUGUUGACAUGAUUGCUGCUAGGCGGAAGGAACGUGAGUUCUUUGCCACUAGUCCUGAAUAUGGACAUUUAUCCAGCAAAAUGGGUUCAGAAUAUCUUGCAAAACUUCUCUCAAAGCACUUGGAGUCUGUAAUCAAAGCACGUAUUCCAAGCAUCAGUUCUUUGAUUAACAAAAGCAUUGAUGAACUAGAAGCAGAGUUGUGCCAUCUUGGUAGACCUGUUGCUGUUGAUGCUGGGGCCCAGCUGUAUACCAUCCUAGAGUUAUGCCGUGCAUUUGAUCGUGUAUUCAAAGAGCAUUUGGAUGGAGGGCGACCUGGUGGUGACCGCAUUUACGGAGUUUUUGACAAUCAGCUACCUGCUGCUUUAAGGAAACUUCCAUUUGACCGUCAUUUGUCACUGCAAAAUGUAAGGAAAGUGGUUUCAGAAGCAGAUGGGUACCAACCUCACUUGAUUGCCCCUGAGCAAGGUUAUAGACGUCUCAUUGACAGUUCACUUAAUUACUUCAGAGGUCCAGCGGAAGCCUCUGUAGAUGCUGUUCACAUCAUUUUAAAGGAGCUUGUAAGGAGGUCAAUUGGAGAAACUGAGGAACUAAAGCGAUUUCCAACACUUCAAGCUGAAAUAGCAACAGCUGCUAAUGAAGCAUUGCAGAGGCUCCGUGAAGAUGGUAAGAAGACAACCUUGAGAUUGUAGAAACACCUCAAAUAUAAAUGUGUGAUCCUUUGACACCUUGAGCACUUCAAGUGCCUUCAAGUAGGGAUCUGGGUGAGGCUUGCCAUGCUCGCAUUCGUCUCCUAUAACAACAGUAUCAAAAAAUUCUGAAAGGUCAAGUUUGUUGAUCACGAGUUCAGCACUUGGUCUAGAAGCAUUGGUAACAGCUGCCCGCUUCAAUCCAUGAUCUUCAAUCCAUUUCUUCACCUUAUACAAGCCAUUUAUAGCCUCCAACUUCUCUGAGGCCAAUCUGUUUGUUG